GUCGAGCAAGAAGUCCAGAAACGUGCUUCACCAGAUAGGAAUACCCACAAGUGUCAACGAACUAAUCUCUAUUUGCACAGAAUACUAAUUAAAGGUGUAGUGGAAGUCAAACUACCUGCGGCCAGAGGCAUAUCUCGCGCUUAAUUCUACAGAGAGGACCGUGCAGGCCGUCGUUGCGUGAAUCGUAGAUGAGUUACGUAAAGUGAAUGAAAGCAACUGCAAUACGCCAGCCGCGAUUCGUUGACUUCAAGUUCUCCAGUGACCCAAGAAGCCUCUCGAAACUCAAGUAUCCUUUUCGAAAGAAACAGCCCCAAAAUUGAAACAGCCGUAAAAUCGACAAUUCUCCAAAUUUUUGAAAAUCCUUCGAGAUACGUUCAAAUACUAUUAAAGACUACAAGAUAUCAAAAUUUCAUCAAAGUCCAAGGUGGUACUUCAAAAAAUGUCUUUCACAUGGAAUGACCUUAAUAUCGUGAUUGAUUCUUGAAAGAUACUUCACUUCUACGUACUUACACAUACAUGAAUCUUACAUUUACACCAAAUAAACAAAAGGAAAAUUUUAAUCAAUUCUAUUUUAAUUUCCAAGUUCUAUAUUUCAUGCUGAAGUCUAACUUCUAAAAGCUCCUCUCACCUACAUGGUAGCACCGCACGCAAUAACAGAGAUACAUACCCAGUCACUCCGUAAAAGUAGGUUAAAAUCAUACAGGAGGGCAAGCUGAGCUCUUUCUUCUGUCCACCCUACCAAGCAAACCAUGCUUCUCAAACAAUAAUAUUUGAGAAGCACUGCGCCAGGUGAAAAUAGCGUAUUGGCGCGAAAAAACGAACGUGCCCGAUAAGCUCGGCGACGGUGAAUCAGGGCUGGCGAUUCAACCCGGCAAAGGCGGACAGGAUUCGCGGUAAUCUCGCGUGGCAGCCUGUCGGCGGUUGACCACGAACACCCGGUAUAUAAGAGCGGGCCAGCCGGCUGGCGAGGCUCAGUGCAGUCCGAUGGGAUAGGUAGAACCGAUUCUCUGGUCUAGCAGCUAGUGGCGUGUAAGAUCUCGACAAGCGAGAACGUGCCAGGACGACGAUGCCGCGCUGACCGCGACCGGAGACCAAGGAAACAGCCGCAAAUUAUUAUCCUUUUUCCCACUGGCGACGGAUGGGCCACGGCUUGGCCUCAGUGACCAUCUCCUGCUCGUGAUGCGAGCAACUCGUCUGGAGAACUAUCGGUUCUGACAGUAGAGGAACGCUGAGGAAGGAUGUGGCGUUUGGUUUUUUUUCUGAUUGGCGCUGCGAUGGCGGGGGAAUCGGGACCCGAGAUCGAAUAUCCCGACAUACCAAUUCAAUAUUCACCCUUGCCCCCGGAAGAAGAUGCGCCUGUGCUUCUUCGUGGCAUGCUUUAUCCACGAGAAAGCGAAUCGCGAGAGGUAAAAAUUCUCGAUGGUAUGUGGGACUUCGUCGUUUCACCAUCAGGAGAUGCACUGAAGGGCUACAAGGAAGGAUGGUUUGCCAACUAUUUGUCGAAGGUAGGAAAAGUGAUGCAAAUGCCUGUUCCAUCGUCCUACAACGAUAUCACAACCUCGAGGGAACUUAGGGACCACGUCGGAGCUGUCUGGUACCAACGAACAUUCUUUGCUCCCUCUUCUUGGCGAGAACAAAGGGUCUUCGUCAGAUUUGGUUCGGUCAAUUACCUCGCACAGGUGUGGGUAAAUGGUGGACUAGUGACCAACCAUGAAAUGGGCCAUCUACCAUUCGAGGCCGAGAUCUCGUCUUAUUUAAACUACGGAGAUAAAAAUAGCAUAACAGUGGCAGUAGAUAAUACGUUACUACAAACAAGUGUCCCGCAAGGACGGAUCGUGGAUACUGCUGUUGAUAACGGAACUGUACACACACAGACGUAUACUUUUGAUUUUUUCAACUACGCUGGUAUACACAGGCCCGUUUUGCUGCACACAAAACCGCGUGUGUACAUUGAAGAUAUAACGGUAAGGACGGGAUUUGUCGGUGACGUAGGUAUAGUUAAAUACUCCAUUCAGCCAGCAGGUUUACACGGGAACGAAAUUCCGAUCUGCAGAGUGAGCCUGCUCGAUGCUGACGACACUUUAGCUAUAAAGGAGCCAGUGUAUGGAAUUUCCGGUACGCUGAAAGUUCCACUUGUUAAACUCUGGUGGCCCAGAGGUAUGGAUCCUAACCCUGGAUACCUGUACACCUUGGAGGUGACGUUGUCUGUGACGAAUGACUCCAAAGUCGACGUCUAUAGACUACCGAUUGGCAUCAGGACGUUGACCUGGACGAAUACCAGUUUACUCAUUAACAACAGACCAAUGUACCUGCGGGGAUUUGGCAGACACGAGGAUUCUAUCCUGAGAGGACGCGGACUGGACUUGGUGACCGUGGCCAGGGAUCAUGAGUUACUGAAAUGGGUCGGUGCGAAUGCUUACAGGACCAGUCAUUAUCCUUACAGCGACGAAGUACUCGACUUGGCUGACAGGAUGGGAUUCCUAAUUAUCGAUGAAUGCCCAUCCGUGGACACGGAGAACUUUUCACCCACCCUCCUCUCCCGUCACAAGGAGUCGAUAUCGGAACUUAUAAGGAGAGAUAAGAACCGUCCUUCAGUGAUCAUGUGGUCCAUCGCCAACGAGCCUAGAACGCAAUUACCGGAAGCUGAGGAAUACUUUAAACAAAUUGCCCAUCACACGAAAGCGGUCGAUCCUACUAGACCGAUUACCAUUGCGAUGGCUCGAGCUGUUCAGGAGGAUAAAGUUGGCGAAUAUCUUGACGUGAUUAGCUUUAAUCGUUAUAACGGUUGGUACAAUAACCCUGGUCGCAUCGACACAAUUACGAAUAGGGUUGUAGGGGAGGCUGAGGCAUGGCAUAGGAAAUAUAAUAAGCCCGUGCUUAUGUCAGAGUAUGGAGCUGAUACUAUGCCAGGAUUACACGAGCUGCCCGAGUAUGUAUGGAGCGAAGAAUACCAAACAGAAGUAUUUUCGAAACAUUUUGAGGCAUUCGAUCAAUUAAGAAAUGAGGGUUUCUUCAUUGGGGAAUUUAUUUGGAACUUUGCUGACUUCCGGACAGCUCAAACGUACAUUAGAGUGGGUGGCAAUAAAAAGGGAAUAUUUACCAGAGAAAGACAACCAAAAAUGGCAGCUCAUCACGUCAGAAAAAGGUACUACGCCCUCCAAAGGGAACUGGAUGGAACAGAGAUGCCGGUGGAUCUCGAAAAUUACGUUUCACCUUACUACCCUCCACAUACAGAACUCUAGUAUCUUUUUUAACACUUUGUAAUUUUUGUUAAUGAAUUUUGAAAGACAAUUGUUUGUUGUUGGUCGAUAAAUAAACGUUGUACAAAAAUUAUUUACUCGUUUCCU
This is a messenger RNA of Hylaeus anthracinus, 3347 nucleotides long. RefSeq names its product beta-glucuronidase-like. The coding region runs from base 1239 to 3242 and encodes 667 amino acids. Gene Ontology annotation, molecular function: carbohydrate binding; beta-glucuronidase activity. Gene Ontology annotation, biological process: carbohydrate metabolic process; glucuronoside catabolic process. The transcript is spliced from 11 exons. Lineage: Eukaryota; Metazoa; Arthropoda; Insecta; Hymenoptera; Colletidae. The record is from RefSeq and is a predicted model, not a curated record.